Girardinichthys multiradiatus is the source of this 2486-nucleotide messenger RNA. RefSeq lists its product as uncharacterized. The transcript is spliced from 4 exons. The record is from RefSeq and is a predicted model, not a curated record. The coding region runs from base 296 to 1858 and encodes 520 amino acids. NCBI's taxonomy places the organism in Eukaryota, Metazoa, Chordata, Actinopteri, Cyprinodontiformes, Goodeidae.
UGUUUACUGUGACUCAAAUAAAAACUAGUUUUAAAUUUAGGUUAAAAAGUAAAGUCGGAAAUGGUUAGAAACCCACCUUUACGUGAUGUACUUGAAAGCACCAUGAGCAGGAGGCGGUGGCGGCCUCUUUGAAGUGAAAUCGCUGGCUGGGUCUCUGUGAAACUUCUCUUCGAAGGUAGCAUGGUGAUUGUUUAAUUUACGUCCACCAAAAAAGCUUGAGGCAGCCUUCUUUCUGCCGAACACACAAGAAGAAACUUAGAGUGAGAGUCUUACAGUAUCCCACAAAAGACACGCCAUGAGUGAUAAUGAGGAUGCCGACUACUUCAUGGAACACUGGACUUCACCUCCAAAAAGAAAAGUAAAGAAAGACGCUAAGAAGAACAAAAAAACUGUAAAACAUAAGAAGAACAGACCCACGAAGACACAUGAUGAUGUCCAGAAGAAAAAGAAGAACGCCACAUUCAAAGAACCAAUGAUGGAAAAUAGGAAAAAGAGGAAGGAAAAAGAUAAAAACAAGAAGAAAGAGAAGAAAAAAAAGAAAAACAAAUUAGCUUUGAAUCCUGAUGAUUUUAAAUUCACUGAGAGCUUCACUAAGUUUGCUGCAAGAAAUCCAUGCCUAAACGAGAAGCUAAACUCUCCCCCUGAAACAUCUGUGAAAGAACCUAAGAGAAAAAAGAUGGUGGCAUUUGGUUCAUUACCCUCUUACAUACGUAUCAAACGUCCAGUUUUCACGUCUUCGUCGCCAAAAGAAACCAAAGUUGUGAGACAAGACCAGAGCUGUUCCCAGGUGAUUAGAAAAAGCCAGAUUCAAACACAUGAUAAUGACUUUCAGUACAACAGUGAUAUAAACAGCCAAGACUUGUUUAUCACCCAGAAGACAUUCAGAGCAUCGCCCUCUGAAACUUCCAGCGGUGAAGCCAGCGAUGGAGUUAUUUCUGAAUCCCCUCAUGUGUUCACUCAGCGAGACAAGAACCGGCACACCACUGCGGGAGAGAUAAGAAGAUGCAAUGAAACAUCAGAUAAACGACAAGACAGAGCAACAUAUCAGUGUCUGCGGGAAAUAAAAAGAGAGCUGGAGGAAGAAAAUUAUGAGCUUCUAAAACACUCAGGAAAAAUAUCCUUCCAAACAAACCAAGCUGGAGAGAAUAAAGUGUCUGUACAUGAAGGGCCCAAACUGGGUAACUCUUUCUUGAACAACCCGUUGGUUAUAAACCCCACCCCGGAUGCUAUUUUGAUCCAAAACGGCUCCUCGUACCAUCCAUUCUUUGGUGAGCCGCCCGUUCUUCCUGCUUUAGCAAGCACUUCAACUCAGACAGAAAACUUCUUCACCACCGAGCUCUCCUCCUACCUCAGCUUCUGCCGGAAAAACAGAGUGGCUUUGAAAUCCCAGGACAUGAAACCUUUGGAUCUGAGCUUGCCACAGAGGGCACGGGAAGACCUCCAUGUGUCAGUGAAGAUGCUUGAUGUUGACAUUAAACAGGAAGUAGAGAAAUGUCAUGAGCAGUUGCGAGAAGGAGAAAUUAGGAGUAGCAGAAGUAAAAGCAUGUCUGCCUCAUCACGAGCGAAGUCUGCAGAGAUUAAGAAGGAAACUUCAUGUCAUGGUGAAUCUACUCCAAGCCCUCAGUCAGAGGCUGAAAUCAAGUCGGCCAACACCACAAGCUCCAGUGAGGACGACCACCACUGCCGCGCUGGGAAGCGAGACCUGACCCAGGUGGGAGCUGUUCAGCUGAGACUGAACAAACCCUUCUUCUUCAAGACAAAAGGAGAGGCACAGUCACCUCGUCCAGCUUCGCCGCUGACGAAACUCGCUCAGGGAAGAGACGUUCAAACCAAGAAGAGCCGUUCUGGAAGGAUAUGAAUGAAUUCCAGCUGGCGUGUCUCAUUUUUCUAACCAGAAGAGUUAUAACAUCUGGAUCUUGCUCAGUGUAGUGGUGGCAUGGACAUAAGAGUAACUGUUGUCCAUAAGAAUAGUAAUAAUAAUAAUAAUAAUUUAGUCUGUACUAUAGUUUUAACUUGCAUGAAGAGGAUAAAAACAGUUUCCUGUUGUAGUUCCAAACCUAAUCUUUGCAUCCAGUUGAUUGUUUCCAUGUUACAUUUUCUACAAUUAUUUUGUUAUGAGCCUUAAAGUAUUGGUUUUGAUCGGUUUGAGUAAAAAUGUCUCUAACGUAUCAGUUUUUAUAUGUGACAAAGCCAUAAAAUUUACAUCAAAUUGUAGUUAAUUGAUUUGUAAUGUAAGAAAAUUGCCUUUUCUCAAUUAAAGUUAAUUUAUUCUAAAGACACUGAGGUUCACUUCCUUUUAUUAGAAAAGAAGAAGCAGCAGCAGGAAACUCCUUAACAGCAUUUAGCGUUGAAGUUUAUUUAAUUUCUCUAUAAGCACAGAUGUAAAGUUUGGGUUGUAUACACGUUAUCCAUUUUACACCAAUUGGUCUGGUUGACAGUUACACUGUGGGACUAGUAUAAGAGUAAAUAUUUCUACCUACACUUAA